Messenger RNA from Monosiga brevicollis MX1, 735 nucleotides. RefSeq lists its product as uncharacterized. Gene Ontology annotation, cellular component: signaling receptor complex. The transcript is spliced from 3 exons. The record is from RefSeq and is a predicted model, not a curated record. Gene Ontology annotation, biological process: protein phosphorylation; cell surface receptor protein tyrosine kinase signaling pathway; multicellular organism development. NCBI's taxonomy places the organism in Eukaryota, Choanoflagellata, Craspedida, Salpingoecidae. Bases 1 to 735 code for a protein of 244 amino acids. Gene Ontology annotation, molecular function: transmembrane receptor protein tyrosine kinase activity; ATP binding.
AUGCAUGGAACAAUACGGCUUUUGGAUGAGCUUGGUCGGGGCGCCUUUGGCAUUGUCUACAAGGCUUUGCUGGAGGAGCCUGGAAUGCCCGGCUACCUUGUCGCCUGUAAGAGCUUGCAUGAAUCUAACGGUGGUGGUGCGAUGCGCGAGCUGCUGGAGGAGGCGGCCGUUACGGCCCAAUUUGAGCACCCCAACGUCGUUCAUCUCAUUGGCGUUGUCUCGGUGGGCAAGCCGCUGCUGGUGCUCCUUGACUUUUACGAGCGCGGCGAUCUGCGGAGCCAUCUGAUGGAAAACGCGGCCAAACUUACCAUGGUGCAGCGCGCCAACUUUGCUUACCAGUGUGCCUCAGGUCUCGAACACGUGCACAGCUUUGGGUUUAUUCACCGUGAUGUUGCCGCUCGCAACGUGCUCCUGUCCAGUGACCUGACGUGCAAAAUCUCCGAUUUUGGUCUUGCACGCGAACAACCGACCAGCGAUGACUCGCAUGAAGCCUAUUACCGCAUGCGAUCUGGCAACCUUCCCGUGCGCUGGUCUGCCCCCGAAGCUUUGGAGGAUCAAAAGUUUUCUCGUGCUUCAGACGUCUGGAGCUUGGGAAUUUUGCUCUAUGAGAUUUAUACUGAUGGCGAGAUGCCAUACAAAGGCUGGAGCAACCAACGUGUGUGGGUUGAGGUGGCUUCGGGCUUUCGCCUGGCGCGCCCGGACCGCUGCCAUCUGCUGGAAGUCGCUUCCGGCUGA